AGAAGCCUUGGACGGACAAGAGAAGAAGAGAACCACCAAGUAGGAGUGGGACGGGAGUCCAUGAGCGUGAUGGGAGAGGAGAAGCAUAACUCUAGCUGGGUGGUGGAUAUGGAGAAGAUGCUGGCAGAUGACGAUCCUCAGUGGAGGAGGAUGCAGGCAGAGCGAUGGGAGGCGCAAUCCAUCUACCGGGUGCCAGAGUGGCUCAAGCGCAUGAACGCAAAGGCCUACCAGCCGCGGCUGGUGUCUUUGGGUCCCUUCCACCACGGUGACUCCAACCUGCUGCCCAUGGAGGAGCACAAGCGCCGCGCGUUGGUGCACCUCAUCAAGCGAAGCAAAAAGCCGCUCCAGGAUUUCAUCUCUGCCAUCGACGACGUGGCGGAGGAGCUCCAGGCAGCAUACGGGGUGGACCUCCAUGGCAAAUGGCGGACCAACCGAGAAACCUUCAUCGACAUGAUGCUCAUGGACGGCUGCUUCCUGCUGGAGAUGAUGAGCGGCCCUUUCCAGGAUUACAAGCCGCAUGAUCCUGUCUUCAGCAUGCACGGCAGAAAACAAAUACAUGCCAUUAUCCUGUCCGACAUGCUACUAACUGAGAAUCAGCUGCCUCUGCUUGUUCUCAAGAAGAUCCUGGGUGUUCUGCGUCCUAACUAUCCGGUGCAGGUAAACCGUGGUCCAAGGCAACAUUUUCGAAACCUCAUAGUGCUGGAAUGCCUACGCCAGGGGCUGCAUGAAGGUCAUGACAUUGUGGAGGUUUUUCAGUGGCUACAGGAGGUUGCAAUGGAUAUUUUUUCAAUAGAGGUUGAAAUGGAUGUGGAUAUAAACCUCAUGGUGCAGCAGUGCAAAGAUUUCCUUACCGAGGCAAAUACCGACAAUAACAGGAAAUACCCACCCCCCAUGGAGGUUUUUGAUUGGCUGCUGCAGACUGCUGCGGAUAUAGAUAUAAAUCUUAUGGUGCUGAGUUUUCAAGGCCGGGCACAUGAAGGCCAUGACAUCGCGAACAUGUCGCUGAGGCUCCAUCCCCUCGAACUUUACCAUGGAAGCCUCACCUACAGUAAUGGCGCCAGUGGAGUUUACAACAAAUCGCCAGAACACAAGUAUGAAAUGAUGCCCUCAGCAUUCGAAAUCCACGAGGCUGGCAUCAAAUUCAAGAAGAGAGAGAGAGGCAACCUGGUGGACAUUGACUUCAAGCGUGGCGUGCUGAGCAUGCCGGUGACUAAGGUGGUCGACAGCACCGAGAGCUUGUACCUCAACCUGAUGGCUUUUGAGCGGCUGCAUGUCGGCGCUGGCGACCUCGUGACAGCCUAUGUGAUCUUCAUGGACAACAUCAUUGUCUCGGCCAAGGACGUUGAGAUGCUGAGUUCCAAUGGGGUCCUCAAGAAUAUGCUAGGCUGCAAUGAGGAGGCCGCGAAGCUAUUCAACGGUACUCUGUCCAGAGGGCAAGUUCUGGGGCCGUGCCCUGGUCUCCACAAAGUUCAGUACGACGUGAAGGCCUACUGCAGAAAGCCGUGGCACAAGUGGCGAGCCACCCUAAUACGCACCUACUUCCGAAACCCUUGGACGUGCAUCUCCCUUGCAGCUGCCGCCAUUCUACUCAUUGCCACCCUGUUGCAGACCAUCUACACCAUGAAGCAGAACAUGUCUUGAGAGUAUAACUUAGUUAAGAUAUCACAGCGGCAAAUCAGUUCAUGUCCAUAGUGAUCUCUAAUGUUUAUGUAAGUGUUGAAUAAUGUUCUAUUUUCAGUUUGUUGCUGGUUCUAUUUAAGAGUGGUAUAUAUGCCUCAUUUCCGUUAGAAAUAAACAAUGGAUAUACCUGUGCGUGCAGGAGUGUAUACUCUACGGUUUUCUACAUUAAUUGCUUAUGUAUGUAUGAUCCUGAUGAGUUUAAUUAUUUCCCAUAGACCA
Molecule: messenger RNA, 1899 nt
Organism: Triticum aestivum (bread wheat)
Lineage: Eukaryota; Viridiplantae; Streptophyta; Magnoliopsida; Poales; Poaceae
Product: UPF0481 protein At3g47200
Exons: 4
Coding region: 61-1641 (526 amino acids)
Source: RefSeq, a predicted model, not a curated record